UUCCUGUGCGGCCUAAAUAAUCGUACAGCGAAGGGAAGCAAGGGAGCAGAGAGAGAAGACGAGAAGGUAGGAGUGGUGGUGUGUAUAGGGUACCUCAGAAGAGGCUGCAGAUGCUGGAGGUGCCUCAGUAACCCAGCAAUCUUCUUGCUGUCAUGGUGAGGAUUAAAGGGUAAUGGCAAGUCAAAGGAUCACACGUGAUACACUUGAUGCUGAAGUACAAAAGAAAAUGAAAAGGUAUCGGAUGAGUUUUAACCAAGCACUUUCUGACACUCUCCGUGAAUGUCAACUUGAAGGUGCAUCAAAGUCAAAGCUUCCAAUGGAUAAUUACGAUGCUCUUUAUAGGGACCGUGAAAGAUACUCUCUUCGUGAUGCAUUGGACAGAAGCUGGGAUAGAGAGGAUAUAGCUAGUCAAUCUUACCUCCGAGAUUAUGGUCGGGACUCUUCUCCAGGCCGACUCAAUGAACCAUGUUUAGACAGAUGGAGGCAAGGUGACUCUAUAUCAAGGGAAAGGGUAUACAGAGAAGAACUUUCUUCUGACCGCCGAUUACAGGAUCUUGAGGCGCUGAGAGCUAGAGAACACAGUGAAUUUCUUUCAAGGGACCUUGGCUAUGGCUCCAGGCGUUGGGAGCCUGAACGUAACCAACUGCGAGUUGCAGAAUACAACUUACCCAGACCAGCAGGUUACAGGGAUUUGAAUUCAGAACUGAAUCGUUUUGAGCAAAGAGGAAACUAUUCAGGCCUUAUGCAGUCAGCAUUUAAGUCUCCAGGGAACAAGGGAAAAGGACCUGCAAAACAAACAAGAGGUGGCAAGGUUCAGCGUAGCCCAGCAGGGAGAGGGCAAGCAUUUCGCCAGGGCCCAGAAAAAGGUGGACAGUCUGCUCAGGAAAGCCGUUUCAUUUCUGGAAAAAAAGAAGCAGCAGCAACUCAGCCAGUGGGUGGUGAGCUAUCCAAAAACCCAUCAGCAUUUGUAAAUGCAGAAGAUCAAAGUGCAGCAUUAAAACAUGGCUUACAAAUGAUAAGAUGGUCCAAGUUCAACACCAUGGAAAAUGACAAUGACCUUAUAAAGCAGCACAAAGCUCUGUUCAAAGUAGAGACUGAUGCUUGUAAUAAAAUUGUGGAGUGCUUCAAAUAUUCCAUGCUAAAAUCUCAAAGGGAACAGUGCUUUAAUGCAGUAAAGUUCUUAAGUCACCCAGCUCUGAAGAAUCCAAAGAUAGACAAUGAACUAUUGGAUCUUUUGAUGGCAUCGCACACUGUGCAAAACCUAAAUGACUUCUUUGAAGUGAUUAAACCUUUUGACAAGGAAAUGCUGAUAAUUCAGCAACGUCUGCUAAAAUGUGCUAUUCCUUUGCUAAUUGCCUGUAACACUUUUGAGUUAAAGCACUCAAUUCUGACUGAUCAGCGGCAGGUAUUGGGGGCACUUAAAAAUACAGUGUUUUUGUGUCGUAAGUCUAUGGUGCUCUUAGGACAAACAUUUACCAUGGCAACAGCUGCCAGACAAAGUAAUAUUUUGAAUGUACUUGGCCUGUCUGACUUUCAGCUAAAAGCUUCAGACUUUCCAAAUGUGAAAGACUCUUUCCUUUUUGGGAAAGAUUUCUUGCGAGAACUGAAAAUUUGGUUAAAAGAUAAUGAUAGAAAGCCAGUCUUAAAAGCAAGGAUCCUUCCUGCAGAGGAAGGGAAAGAUGAACCUCAGCCAAGUGUAGAAGAAGAAAUCAAGGAUGAAAAAGUGGCAGACCCUGAAGUUGUUGCUACAAUAGACAAGCUUCUAGAGAAUGCAAAAAAUGGAUACCCUGCUGACGGAGAAAAGCCAGUGUUUUGGUUCUUGUUUGAUAAGGACAGCAGUGAAUAUAAAUAUUAUCGUCAAAAGCUUGCACAGUUCCAGAAGUCUAAAGGUGAAACACAGGAGGCCAAAAUUCAAACAAAGAAGCUAAAGAAAGCCCCUGCAAAGACCACAAAUGAAGCAAUCAGAGCCAUGCUAUAUGCAAAAAAAGCGCUGGCAGUAAGGAAAAGAAUAAAUAAAAGUCUUGCAUAUUCAAGAAAGCAAAGACUAAGGAAGGCUAGCGUCAAGCCCUCUACCUGCGAGCCUGUAAAACUUGUACCAAAAUCUGAGCCCAAAGAGGAGGUGUCUGAAGCAAAGCCAGAGAUUGAAGAGCUGAAGAAAGCUGAAAGCAAACCAAUCACAGACACUACAGAAACUACCAUUGAACCACCAAAGGUGAAAGAGGAGAAGGAAGAGGAGGUAACAGAAUGUGUAAAGCAGAAAUCCUCAUCUGAUCAGGAGGAGCUUGAUGACAAGACCAAGGACACAGCAGUAAAACUUGCACAAUUUGUAGCACAGAUGGGUCCUGAACUGGAACAGUUUAGCAUGGAAAACAGCAUAAAUAACCCAGAAUUCUGGUUCUUACGAGAAAAGAACAGUCCAGCCUAUAAAUUUUAUCAGAGUAAAGUUGAGGAGUUCAAACUUGCCGAGGAAAAGGCAGCAAAUGAUGACAAGGAAGAUGAUGACGAUGAUGAUGAUGACGAUGAUGAUUUUAAUUUGCUGGAAGAUGAUGGGGAACUGGAAAACAUCAGAACAGGUGAUGCUGAGGAUUCAGAUGAGGUUGAGAUGGAUGCAGAGUGUGAAGCUGCUGAGGCACCCUCUGUGGAAAGCCCACUUGUUGCUGCCUUUACCCCAAUGCCCACCCCAGCAAUGCCUCCAUUAAGGCGGAAACGUGUUACAAAACUAAAAGUUGGCAUGCUUCCAGCCAAAAGAGUCUGUCUAGUGGAAGAGCCCCAAGUGCAUGAUCCAAUUCGCAUAGAAUAUGAAAGACCCCGUGGCCGCGGUUAUAACAGAAACAAGAAACCAUCUGAUCUAGAGUUUGCCAACAAGAAGUUAACAGAAGGGAAUGUGGGUUUCCAAAUGCUGAGCAAGAUGGGAUGGAAGGAAGGACAAGGGCUAGGCACCAGUGGGUCAGGGAUCAAAAAUCCUGUUAAAGUGGGUUCAAUCUCUUCAGGAGAGGGCUUAGGUGUGGAAAGUGGUGAGUCUUCAGAGACCAACUUUGAUGCUUUCCGUCAAAGAAUGAUGCAAAUGUACAGGCAAAAAAUAACCAAAUGAGUAGUCUUGCAGGAUUCCUGAAGAAAACAGCAAUCCAUGAAAAAAAUUCCUACAGUAGAUGUUCAGGGUUUAAUUAUUACCCUUUUUUAUUUUUGAGCCAUAUGAAAGGCAUCCUCCUUGCAUGACAUUUAGCUAUUGCUGUUUGGUGUUUAGUGGGGUUAAAAGAAAAGUGUUGUUACUUUCCAGUUUUUUUUUUUAAUCACAUUUUAUUUACUUUUUAAUUGUCAGUCUUAGUAACUUGGGUAUUGUGCAUUGUAUUCCAGCAGAUUUAGUUUUUGAAAAAGAAAUGCUACGUGAUGUAGAGGUUCAGAAUCAAGGUGGGUUUCCAGGUUUUAGUUGCUUUGACAAAUGCCUUGCUAAUGUUUCCUGAAAAAAGCAAUUCAUAAGUUUUUACAACUGAAAAUGGCUUGUUGUAAGUUCACAACCACUCAAAUAAAGUAUCUUAAGCAUC
Molecule: messenger RNA, 3542 nt
Organism: Xenopus tropicalis (tropical clawed frog)
Lineage: Eukaryota; Metazoa; Chordata; Amphibia; Anura; Pipidae
Gene: sugp2
Product: SURP and G-patch domain containing 2
Exons: 11
Coding region: 173-3091 (972 amino acids)
Biological process (GO): RNA processing; mRNA processing
Cellular component (GO): nucleus
Molecular function (GO): nucleic acid binding; RNA binding
Source: RefSeq, a predicted model, not a curated record